AUAAAAGGUCUGUGCGCAAGCUGUUCACGCAAAUACAUGUACUUACAUUCAUGGAAAUGGGUGGGAGAAACAUGGGUGAGUGUGAGUGACUCGUUACCUGGCCCUUCAUUUUGUUUCCACCAGCUGAGAAUUAGAGCAAGCUAGAAGGUCGUUCUUACGGUCGCAUGCGAGUGAGGCUUAAGGAGCGCAACUGAGGGAGUUCCGAUAUCGAAUGAAAGUGAGAACAAGUAGAUCUUCACACAAGGUGGUAAUCAUGAGCGUUGUGUGCUGUUGGUCGUUGUUCGAAACAAAGAGGGCAGAGUAAAUCCAUCACCAACCUAGAUGUAUGUGGCCGCGAACCGGUUUCGCGCGUCCGCCAACCGGGCACGCACAACAUCGGCGAGCGGGUGGUGGCGGGUAAAAGCGAAGCCAUGGCUGCAGAACUUGAUAGAGGUAUAAAACCACUGCGAAGCUGCAAGGGACGUUUCGUUUUGUCAGAGGGCCUUUGUAUGUUAAUUUUGAAUGGUAUCAAUGUUCUGAAUUUUCAAAUGCAACCCCAACAAGUUCUUCCACUUGUAGCAUCUUAUCACAACCAAAUUUGAAUUCAACAGCGUCCGGACUCCAGCACCGCUGCGGCCUGGCUGCACACAGUGAUCGUCGGCACCAUCAUCGUCUCCUCGAUCACUUUCUGUAUCGAGACGAUUCCGGAGCUCACCCACUACAAUACGUUUUGGGCGCAUCUGGAAAUCUUUUUCGUGGUGGUGUUUACUUUCGAGCUGGUCGCCCGCUACGCCAUCACGGACCAAACCACCUGCGAGUUUUUCAGCGAAAUGUGGACGGUGCUGGAUGUGUUGGCGCUACUUCCGUUCUACUGCGCCGCCGUGGAGCUGGAGUUUCCCACCGGCGCCAUCGACUCCAAAACCGGCACCCCCGACACCGCCCCCCUGCCCGAUAUGCGCAUUCUCCGGAUGUUUCGUUUGCUGCGCGUGUUCAAGCUGGCGAGACACGGGAACAAGCAACUGGGCUUCGUGUUUGAGGGUCUGUCGCAGAGCAAAGUUUCAUUUCUCCUCCUGUUUACCAUGUUGGGACUGGCGCUCAUUUUCUUCAGCUUUCUGGCCUGGGCGACGGAACGGGGCGAGUGGGAUGAGCUAUCAUAUGUAAAAAUGUCUGGGUCUGGAAGAGUCCGAACUUGUGAUGCACAUUUCAGAACACAGAAAAAGCUCUCAUGCAUGGGUAGCAAAAGCUGCCCACUUUCUGUCACCAAAGUGGGGGAUUUGUCAUGCGGAUUCGACAUUGCGGAAGCUUCUCGAAACCUGUAAUGCUAGAGCUUCCAUGCCAGACCUUCUGUGUCAUGCAGAAACAGCAUGACUCUUCCAGACCCAGACAUUUUUACACUUGAUAUGAGCGGGAAAACUGCUACCGCAGGGAAAACGAGUCGCACUACCCCGGUUUUCCCCAAAGACAAUUUUUUUUUUUCGAUCCAAUUGUAAGCAGGGCGGGCCCUUUGCAACCGACUUGCGCCGCGAAUGGCCAGACCGAGGCGCGCGCCCCCCCGGGUGUGUUGCUUUAUGGAAUCCAAGAGAUUGCGUAGCUAGUGGCGCCAACGAACUGCUUUGGUAGCUCCUCGAGAAGUAUGCGCGCAAUUUGAGAAAGGCCUCUGCGGCUCGGAGUCCAGACGCAGCCGGCCGCCCCUCCUUCAGGGCAGAGCAGCUUGCUGAUGUUCUCCAUGACCGACCCCAGUGUGCCUCUCUUUCUAUCCUACAGGCUGAAAAGCGCAACGCCCCGCCCGGCUUUUUGGGGCGCAAGCAGCUCGAGCCCCGCGGGGCAGCGCCCGGGGCAAGGCGCCCGUGCCAGACCCGCCCCCCGGCCACCUAAGGCUCCCACGCGAUGCCCCUUGCCGUGGACCUGUGUUCUCCACUUGAGGCUGGCCGGCACCGUUUCCCUGAGUGCAUGCUCGGACACGUUGGCGAGAAAAAAAACGUAUGCUGGGGAUUUCGUCCCUAAGCGGCUAUCUACGCACUUGCGGCCACCAAAACGGGCACCAGAAACGUCCCGAAAGUGGACGCAUGCACGACCUCCAGGGAAGCGGCGAGGCCGGGGCCUCAAAAGUUGGGCGCGGCCUUCAAAGUCCGGCGGCCACGUGGGCCCGGGCAAGGGGCCAGCGCGGCUGACGAAUCCAGGCCGACGCCCACAAAUCAACACUCGGCACGGCAGGCGGGGCGUUGGAUCGCUAACAGAAUAACAGCGCCCCGUCCGAGAUAGCAACGCAGAGCACGCUUUUCCAGCACCAUGCCCGCAGCCAAGCAAGCGCGAGCAGUGCGGCGGGGCCGCGUUGCAGUAGUCUACACGCGGAUCGGGCCGAAAUAGAUACACACACACAUCCACAAAGCCUGCUGCCCCAUCAGCUCAUGCGCUGACUUUUGAGCGCCGCCAUCUCGCUUGCUCCUUUGCAUAUGUAACAGCAUCAGAGAUUAUCCUUGAAGAAGAUCCACUAGCGGACACUAUCCGGUCGGGCUGCGCAGCCGGCGGCCGUGUUGUUGCAUCAGUUCAAAAAUUUUUUUUUGAUUUGGGGAAAACCGGGGUAGUGGGGACAGUUUUUCCUAACGUAACUGCUACCGCAGGGAAAACGAGCCGCACUACACGAAUUGCUCCCCGUUUGAGAAUAUCAAGUGCAAAAAUGUCUGGGUCUGGAAGGUGGUAACUUGUGAUGCUGUCUUUGGAUUCCAAAAAAAUCUGUAUUGCAUGACAAGCAAAAGGAGUCCAGUUUGUGCUACACGGGGAGGGCAUUUCUCAUGCGGAAUAAGCAUCAGGAAGCCUUCUAAAAAUCUGGGAUGCUAGGGCAUGCAUUACAGGCGUCAUUGGUCAUGCAAAAUAUGCAUGACAAACCUGGCAAUCUUCCAGACCCAGACAUUUUUGCAGUUGAUUGAGAACGUAUUCAUGAGUUUCUGGUGGGGGAUCACCACAAUUACGACGGUCGGGUAUGGGGAUGCCUAUCCCUUGUCAGUCAGCGGGAAAAUCGUCACGUGUAUUUUUGAUGCGUCUUUGUUUUUAUCACUUUUGCUGAUUGAGACUUUACUUAGGGUUAGGACUGUACAUGAUUAUGAUUUUUCUACAUGCGUGGUUAUGAUUUUUCAAAAUAAGAAAGAAUUUUGAAACUCGAAGAAAUUUUUGUUCACGCGGACUUCAUGUAUAAAUAUCCACCCGACUCAAGUAGAAGUCCACCAACGAUCAUGAUAAAUACAAAAUUCAGCUUUCGCCAUGAUCACCGGUCUCCUUUGCGUUGCACUUCCCACCACGCAGCUAGGCUUGGAAUUUUCCGCGGCGUACAGCAAAGGUCGGACGGAGCGAGCGCAGAAGAAGGCACGGAAAAGCAUCAUGAUGUGUUCGCGCGAGGAGAUCAUGCUGGUCGAUGAGUUGCGGAAGUUGGAUAGUUGCCGAAAAACGCUUGCCGACGGCAGUCCGUUCCUGGAGGCACUGUUUGCCUCCCGCGAAGAUAGCUACGAGAUGCGGAUGAGAGACUUGACGUAUCCAAGAAAAAAACGAUGUGAGCGUAAAUAUGUGAUGCAGGAAAUACAAAACUGUUACGGUUGUCAUGCUGGAUGUGCGUCAUAGGCCACUUUCAUACGUGUUUCCACGUACUAGUUGCGCAUGACAGGUUUUCCCUUUAAUGCAAAACGAAUUUGUGAUGCUGCUCUUCCUACAAAGUUACACUUACACAGUUUUUUUCCUGGAUAUGACGCCCAGGACCAGUAGUAAGCAGAAGGCGGUGAAAAAAAAAGUCGACGCCGAGCAGAAGAACGUCAAUCUGUUAGUCUCGCAGGCCGAUUCCGCGAUGCGACAGUAUCGGCAUUUUCUCUUGACCUCGGUCAGUAAAGGCAAUUUGAAGGGCGAAUCGCAGGAAAAUAUCGGAGAUAACUAAAUCUAAAAUCUUCACAUGAUGAAGAUAGUAGCAACGGAGGAUGGGGAGCGAGUCGUUAUUUUUCCGUUUUUUCACCUUGUUUUCAGUGGAGGUCGUAGUUUCCACAUUCUUUUUCUUGUAUGUUUCUUACUUUUUGGUUGUCGAGAUCAUGCUCCUUAUCCGGUAUGCGGGAGGCAGGAGCUGGCCGCAGUGUUUUCUUUUCCAGAGAAGGUCAUGCAGCUAUUCGGGGCAUUUAAACGCCCUCUUAAGCUUCUUGACCAUUCUUUGUCUACUCGUCUAGUACGCCAGGAGGUGAUUGAUUGCCUUUAGUACUUUCAGUUUUACUCUUGUAAAGUCGUGUUGUCAGAGCCAGAAGUUGUCUCUAACAUUGUACGGAAAGAAGACGAAAUUGCUGACUUAAUCGAAAAAAGAUGCACAGUAUAAAGUGAAAACAGAGCGUGAAGAUCAAUAAAAACAGAAAUAGACUCCAUCAGCGAGGAAAGUCAACCACUCGGCAAAAUUGCCAGAAGAAUUUGUCCAAAGGCAGCUGCUUCAAAAU
Amoebophrya sp. A120 is the source of this 4436-nucleotide messenger RNA. Lineage: Eukaryota; Dinophyceae; Syndiniales; Amoebophryaceae. The record is from the annotation of a GenBank genome assembly.